AGUCCGGGACAGCCGCCACCGCACUUCAAGGGGGCAGGAGCGGGGGUGGUUCGAGGUCAGUGCUUUUUCAGAGCUGGGUGGGGAGACGGGCCGUAUGGCGAGCGGACAGCGUCUGCGUGCUACCUCGGGCUCAGCUUCCCGGCCGUUUUCCUCGGUGUUAAAACGGCACUGGCUUUCAGGUGGAAGAGCCCCAGAUGCGGCUGUGCUUGUGGGUCUGGAAGACUUGGAUGUGGAGCUAGGGGUUGGGGGACCUGGUGGCUCCGAGUGCUGCAUGCCACCCUGGGAGGUGCUAGACCGAAAGACCCGCAAGCUGCGCCUCCCAGAGGAGCUCCCGCUGACGAGAUAGGUAAACAGGUAGGAAGCUGCCAGGGAAAGUGAGUGCAGACGGGCGCCCCUAGGUGGGGGCUGGCGAAGCGGUGGGGUACGUGUUGGGGACCUGUUAGGAAAAUCGCACCGAGAGUGGUGAUGCAGAGAACGCUCUGUGAGGCCAUGAGCAGACCUGGGGCUGCAGAGAUCCGCAGGUGGUUAUCCUGGGGAUGGGAUGGGCAGUGGGAGGGCUCCUUGCGUUGGAAGGGAACUGUGUCUCCUUUUCAGUUUUGCGCCUCUGGGCUGCUCCGGGGUGGUGAUCACUCCCCUCCAGGCCGUGUGCAAGGGGUGACUUUGGGGUGGUGGGAGUUGACAAAUCAAGUGGGAUUUAACUCGAGGGAUCAGAGAUGCGGGGCUAUUGAAGGGGGGCUGCAGGAUUGUGUCAGGGUGGGGUGGUUGCACUCUUGAGGAGCAAGGUGCAUCUGGAGGAUAUGCAGGUAGCCCCUACCGUGCUUUUGAUGUUGUGAUGGGAAAGGCUUUAUGACUCUGGGUACUUAACUGUACAGGGCUUGGGUGGCUAGGAGAGGGUUCAUAGGACCAUGAGGCCUGGUUGAUAACCAUUGUGCUGAUGGGUGGUGGGGCACAUGGUCUCUAGAGCCAGGUUCAGCUGCCUUCGCUCACCACUCUGCCUCCAGGAUGGCAAGAGGACCAGCCUCCUCAGGGGUCAGUGUGGGCGUGAAUAGACAGUCAACAUAAGGUUACCCAUGUCUCUCUUUCUCUUGAACCUCCCUGACAACCAUCCAGUCUGUCCAAGGAAGCCCCAGGAGUUCUGAUCUGGUGCCCUUUCCUUCUUCCGGGCUUGACAUCACUACCAUUGAUUCUUGCCCUUAAAACAUCACAGUUGGCAUUUGACUGCCUUCCUGGACCUUUCAGGCCAGUGUCCAGGUCUCCUUCCACUGAGGGCUCCUGGUGGGGGCUGGGGCUUGGCCUGCUGUGAUCAUCUCCUGCCGCCCAGUGGUGGUGGUUGGGCCUAGUUCCUGCUCUUCCCACCUUGUUUUUGGACAGAUCGCCUUGGAUGGUGGCCUGCGCCAGACAGUCCCAUCAGCUCUUCUCAGCUCUUCUGAGGCCACUGCUGUUGGCUCCGCCUCAGCGCUUGCCUGGAGCACCUGGGUUUGCCACAGUCCUCUUCAGACACCUUGUUUGCUGUGUCCUGUGCUGCUUCUGCCCACCCUCCCUGGGUGCUGUCUCUUCCUCCUCUCUCCCCUUCCUUCUCAUUGUUGGAGGGGCAGUUCCGGUCUGCCCCCAGCAUGCCUUGUGGGUGGCACUGUCGGCAGGGCCCUCGCAAUCCUAUCCAGGCCACCGCCAAUUAUGCCAACGCUCACCCUUGGCAGCAGAUGGACAGGGCUUCUCUGAGAGUCACAUACAGCCCCCCAGUAGAUCUCUGGAUUAAGCAACCUUGCUGUGGGGACCCCGUGUAUGUGCACAUGACCAUGGAGCAGAAGAGCACAGCAAGAUGCUGGGGUAGGCCCACAGGAAGGGGGCCCCUGGCAAUGUGCAUGCCCGGCCUAUGGCCCCUCAGGGUGGACUUCCACUGGGUGCCUGGCUCAGACCUCGACACCUUUGAUGGUUCUCCUUCGUUGCUGGACUGAUUCUUGGCCUAGCUGAGCAAUUACAUGUCCUUCUGCUUUGAGCGCUACCAGGACAACCUCAGCUGAGUCUGUGAGGUCCUCAGGCAUCUGAUGGGUCACGCCCAGGCGUGGGCAGCCCCUUACCUGGAUGGGAACCUACCCUAUGACAACUAUGAGCUGUUUUGCCAGGAUCUUGAGGAAGUCAUUCAGGACCCAAACAACUUUGUUGAGUACCACGCUGCAGGAUCCUGCUCUCUGCCUCUGGCCCCACAGCUGCCUGUGUUGAGACAGUACUUAUCUAGGUUUUCAGAGGCCCUGGCAUUCAACAUGGAUGCUUCUGUCCUGGCCGCUCUGGCCAGCCCUGCUAUUUCUAGCUCCAGCGCCACAUCCAGAAAUGCUCACUCUGAGCAGCAGCUGGCCACAGAGAGCAGCCCUGGGCCUGUGGUUCCUCCCACCUCAUCUGGUUCUGCACCCAGUACUGAUCCUGACCCUGUGGAUCCAGCAUCCUUCCAGCCAGGGAAGGAAGCCCCCAGACCGGUCCCUGUACUUACAGAAUCCGCCAAACACUCUGCUCAGAAACCAGGUCCCACUCACCCAGGAGAUCCAGAACGCUGGAAAACAGAGGGAGAGCAGUAGGCAUCUUAAGGCACCUCACAGUGGGCAGCAGACACCCCAGAGACCCCAGGAGAGCUGGUGUUUUCUUCCACACCCCAACCCACAGCCCUGGAUUCUGAGCAUGGCCCAGACAGGUGCACCCAUUGCACCCAUCGUGAUAAAGUGGCCUGCAUGACCAAGGAGUCCCACAGUCCCCUGUUAGUUUGGAGUGGCAUUGCCGGAUGCCACUAGACGUAGCAUAGCAGGUUGCCCUGGACACUUGCCCCACUGCCGGGCCAAGAUGCAUUCUUUGGGGUCUUCCCUGUCUGAGCACAAACAGCUUCUUGACACCCCUUCCCCUAGACACUGGAGGACACUGGCCUCUGCCAUGUGCCCUUGUCCCCCAACUCCCCCAGGCCCAGAGACUGCCUCCCCACACCUUGUUGGGGAGUGCCAUCUCACCUGGCCUGUUCCCAGUAGUUGGACAGAGUUCCCCAGGUCAGUUCCCAUCAGAUGGGUUUACUGUCCUUGUAACUACCACUGCCCACCCCCCAGACCCACCUCCUUCAGUGCUGGCUGGGACUGGGUCUGCCAUGCCAGUUCUUUUGGAUCUAAUUUCUGUAUGGUGUUUGCUUCGAUCCCUUUCCCACUCUUUGCUCCUUGUGAUCUCUGUCCUCUGGGCUGGAAGUUAAGGACAGCAGAUGGAGGAAGCAGCUCCUUUCACUAUUUAACAUGGGUGGGAUGGUGUCUUGGCAGAGAAGGAUGCUUCCCUCUGGGCUUAGCAGCAGCCCUGGCCCCUGGGAAAGCACCAGUGUUGGAGGGUGGGAGGGCUCCCUUCCAAGCAUUUAUCCUUGUGUGUUAACAUCUCCUCACACCUUGGGACCUUUGCCCAGAAUUUCCUCCCCUCACUGCUGGGAUACUUCCACUCUUGCUUGUUGUUGCUUCAGCACUUACACCCCAACAUUGCACUGAUGUGUGUCUCUGGGGAGACUGAACCACAGGGCACAGGCUCCAUCUCAGUCAGCCUUGUGUCCUGAUACACAGUUGGUGCUCAUUAAACACGUUGGAUGCAUGGCUAAGCCUAAAGUGUUUUCUGUGGUGGCUGCUGACAGCAGAGUACUUGUCCAUCAGCAGGAACACCCAGUCCACCUGGCAGGUGUGGUUCUUUAUGAGAGCAUUGCAGAAUCUGCUUGAAGGGAUCGGGGCUGAGUAGGUGGAGUGGAAGGCUUGGUGGGAGGGCUGUGGCCUUGGGAACUGACUUCUGGGCUGACUUGUGAGGCCCCAGGGCAGGGGUGUUAUGAAGGGCCUAUUCUACAGGUAGCCGACCUGAGGCUCCCUCCAGCUGACUUCUGGGCUGACUUGUGAGGCCCCAGGGCAGGAGUGUUAUGAAGGGCCUAUUCUACAGGUAGCCGACCUGAGGCUCCCUCCAGCUCCCUCCAGGACUGGCAGAGUACACCUGCUCAGAGAGUGGUCAGGCAAGCAUUCCAGGUCCUUUUGGAUUUUACAGUUGUGGAAACAAAACAACACCUUCUUGGAAAGUAGAGAAGAAAAGUAAGUGAAAACAUGGACUGCAGCUGAAAAGCCAUUUUAGGAAAGACAGUAAUAAAUAUAUGGUUUAAAAAAAAA
Molecule: messenger RNA, 4154 nt
Organism: Phacochoerus africanus (Common warthog)
Lineage: Eukaryota; Metazoa; Chordata; Mammalia; Artiodactyla; Suidae
Gene: RTL10
Product: retrotransposon Gag like 10
Source: RefSeq, a predicted model, not a curated record